Phytophthora nicotianae INRA-310 is the source of this 1236-nucleotide messenger RNA. RefSeq names its product molybdenum cofactor biosynthesis protein A. The record is from RefSeq and is a predicted model, not a curated record. Gene Ontology annotation, biological process: Mo-molybdopterin cofactor biosynthetic process. The coding region runs from base 1 to 1236 and encodes 411 amino acids. The transcript has 2 exons. Gene Ontology annotation, molecular function: 4 iron, 4 sulfur cluster binding; cyclic pyranopterin monophosphate synthase activity; GTP 3',8'-cyclase activity. Lineage: Eukaryota; Oomycota; Peronosporomycetes; Peronosporales; Peronosporaceae.
AUGAAGCGCCUGGCCUCUUCGCUGCCCAGGCAUUUGCGACGCAGUGCCGCCUUCAGUACACGCGCUGAAUGGAAGCGCCAAGUGGCUGAAGGGCCGAGACUGCAGGAUUUCCUCUCGAGCAGUCGAACACGUGUUGAUUCCAGUAGUGUAGUAGCCCAAGAGAAGGUGUUUCACCCCGAAGAAUCAUUGCAACAGAUUCACCAGAUCUUGGCAGAGAUCCGUCAAGCGCCACGAAAGGAGACAGCGCAAUUGGUGGACCGGUUCGGACGAGCGCACACUUAUCUGCGUAUAUCACUGACCGAACGCUGCAAUUUGCGCUGUCGAUACUGCAUGCCAGAGGACGGAGUGCCGUUGCAGCCCACUGAGGACCUUUUAACCACAUCGGAGAUCAUCCGAUUGGCCAAAGUGUUUGCAUCCGCAGGCGUCACGAGAAUUCGACUGACAGGUGGUGAGCCUCUGCUUCGACGGGACUUAGUAGAACUUGUAGCUCAAUUGCGAGCGAUCCCUGUUAUCGAGUCGGUGGGCAUCACUACCAAUGGUAUCACACUGCAGAGGAAGCUACUGGCACUGCAACAGGCAGGUGUGGAUAGACUGAAUAUCAGCUUGGACACGCUGAAACCAGACAAGUUCGCACACAUCACAAGACGCCAGGGAUUCACACGAGUCAUGAACUCAAUACUAGAAGCACAGACGCUAGGCUUCUCCCCACUCAAGAUUAAUUGUGUGGUACAACGACACUUCAAUCUGGACGAAAUCCUAGACUUCGUGGCCUUCACAGAGAAACACACAGUGGAUGUGCGUUUUAUUGAGUGGAUGCCGUUCGAUAGCAAUCGAUGGAAUGAUGAAACCUUUGUACCAUUCAAGGAGAUGAUGGGGCUAAUUCGGACUCAAUUCCCUACAGUGGAAAAGCUACAGGACGGAGCAAAUGACACGUCGAAAGCUUUCCAUGUACCUGGAUUUAAAGGUCAGUUUGGCUUCAUCACGUCUAUGAGUGAGCACUUCUGUGGCUCCUGCAACCGACUCCGUCUGACUGCCGACGGGAAUUUGAAGGUCUGUCUGUUCGGUAAUACCGAGGUCAGUUUGAGAGACGCGAUGCGCUACAAUAUUGCAGAUAAAGAUAUUCGUGACAUUGUCGAUGUGGCAGUCAAGCGCAAGAAAUACGCACUUGGCGGACAUGGAGAUAUGUAUGGAUUGUCAAAGGCGAAGAACCGCCCCAUGAUUCUCAUCGGAGGGUAG